GUCUUCCAUCACGACGGCCACGUCCAAGACGCCCUUCAUUGAAAGGAACAGAAUAACAGAACACAGAAAGGCCUAAUCGACCCAAGACCUCGGAAUCUACGACAACCGUGACGAUGCGUGAAAUUAUUUACAUCCAGGCCGGUUCAUUAGCGAAUUACAUCGGGACACAUUUUUGGAAUGCACAAGAGGCGUACUUCGCUUACUCCGAAUCCGAACGACAAGGCGAAGACGGCGUUGACAGAGAGGAGGAGCCUCCUUUGAUUGAACAUGAUGUGUCGUUUCGGGAAGGGAUUGACAGAAAGGCAAGUAAUUACAUUUUUUUCUCUCUCCUCCCCGGAUCGCCUUAUUUCUCACGCUUUGGCGUGAAUGUGAUUGGCAGGGAAACGCGACAUAUACUCCAAGAGCUUUGAUUUUUGAUAGAAAGGCAAAUUUCGGAUCGCUGGCUAGAAACGGGGUUUUGAAUAACAACGGCGACGAUGAUGAUGACCAAGAUUCUGUUCCCGCUCCUUGGAACGGAGAAGUGACGGAAUACAGGCAGGAAGUUGUUCCAGAGUCAAAGUAUCAGACUCAGCUCCACGACGAUCAAGUGUCACCCCCUCAGGAUGUUCGGUACUGGUCCGACUUUAAUCGUGUCUAUUACCAUCCGAGGUCUAUGCAGAUACUUCCUGAUAUACCCGAUUGGCAAGAUACGGAGGGCGAUUGGGGCUAUGGACAGGAAGUAUUCAGUCGCUUUAACGAGGAAACGGACUUGAUGGAAAGCUCAAUGAGGUCGUUCUUAGAGGAAUGUGAUCAUUUCCAGGGACUACAGGUUAUUAGUGAUACGUCAAGCUUUGGCUCCUUCAUGUACUCGUUACUUUGCACUUUUGGCGACGAAUUAAGCAAAACCUCUCCGAUCGUCGUACCUUUGGUGGCCGACGUCGUACCCCAGACCGUGGCUGAGCCCUCUAUUUCGCGAAAGAUCAUCAAUGAAGCUCUCUACUUGCGCGGGCUUAGGAACGACUUACCAUCAUCAACUACGGUCAUUCCGGUCCAGGUUCCGUCUAAUGGUCACAAGCCACGAUGGAAGAGCCAAUUGACUACCAUUGAUGACUCUGACUACCAUACAUCUGCUCUACUUUCGGCGCAUAUCGAAAAUGCCACAAUACCUCUACGGUCCAAGGUCAACCGGGAAACAAUUCCGAUAUUUUCAUCAUCCCUGAAUCGCCACGGACUACACCAUUUCAGUCAACUGAGUGGCGUAGUACCGGUUUCAUUCUCCAAUGAUGUGGACAUGGAUGCCGUUUCAUCCAUCUUCUGGUGUGGGAAGGCAAUUGAUAAAUCUGAACCGACUGGCUCUGCCUAUUUUGCUCGGAGAGACGUCACAAGAGCUCUCUAUUCUAUUCCAUCUUCAACACAUACGUAUGAUGGAACUAUUAUAAUCAACAACAGCAUGAGGUCAUCCACACGACUGCCACCAUACCCCAUUCCUACCUCGUUUCCGAGCAUUUUGGUUGACAACAAGGAACCGAGGAUCCUUGUGGAUCGGGGACGAGCCAAACAGGGUAGCUUGGACACCUCCCUCCCCGCCGGCACUGCGAAUCCCGGCGGCCCGGUGGGGAUCUUCUCUUCCCUUUCUGUUUCUCCCGCGAUAAGUUCCAUAUUUGCAGACUACGCGCGGUUCGUUUCGAAGUGUGUGGAACAACGGAGAGGUUGGGUUGAGGACCAUGAUGGUUUGAAAGAACUCGUGAACGAUCUGUGGACGAUUCAUGAUGGAUAUGUCGAUAUGGAGGGUAAGGAACCGAAUGAUAGUGAUAAUGAUGAAGCGUCGGAUUGAGGAACGUACUAGUUGCCGUUGUGUCUCUACUCACGGAAAUCGAAUCCAAGCCUAACUCUCAUAUGAGAAGAUGCGAGAAUCGGC
Molecule: messenger RNA, 1897 nt
Organism: Marasmius oreades (fairy-ring Marasmius)
Lineage: Eukaryota; Fungi; Basidiomycota; Agaricomycetes; Agaricales; Marasmiaceae
Exons: 10
Coding region: 653-1813 (386 amino acids)
Biological process (GO): mitochondrion distribution
Cellular component (GO): cytoplasm
Source: RefSeq, a predicted model, not a curated record